UGACGCUCCGCGUCAGCUGCUUCCCUCCGUGAAGCCCCUCCUCGCCCGCCCGCCCGCCCAGCGCCAUGGAGGGUGAGGGUGAGGGGACAGUGGGGAGAGGGUCGAGGGGCAGGAGGAGUGGCCCCAAGGUGCCUCCGGGGGUCAAGAGGAGAGCCCGAGGAGCAGGCCAGGGUGCCCAGCCCCGACUGUGGGUGGGCCAGGACGUGCUGGCACGCUGGAGCGAUGGGUUACUCUACCUGGGCAAGGUCCGCAAGGUGAACCGGUGGAAACAGAUGUGUCUUGUUCGCUUUGAGGAUAAUUCCGAGUUCUGGGUGCUGUGGAAGGACAUCUAUCCCCCUGCUCUCCCAGGCACGGAAGGUGUUUGCUGUUUGUGUGGGGAUUCCACCCUCACUCAGAAUAACCUCAUCAUCAAUUGUGGCAAGUGUAACCAAGGGUAUCACCAGGAGUGCCACGCACCCCCUAUCAACACGGACACCACCGCUCCCGCCCGCUGGAUCUGUCGACCCUGUGUCUUUGCUGUGGCCACCAAGAAGGGAGGAGCUCUGAAGAAGGGCCCGUACGCCAAUGCCAUGCGGCUGAUGAAGAGGGUCCUUCCCUACCAGCUCGAGUCCCUGGACUGGGACCCCCAGCACCUGACCAACCAGCAGCAGUGUUACUGUUACUGCGGUGGUCCUGGCGAGUAAGUACCGUGCAGCCGGCAUCACACCGUUAAAUACGGCCCACCUAGUCCGCGCGGAACA
This is a messenger RNA of Leucoraja erinaceus (little skate), 740 nucleotides long. Its product is annotated as PHD finger protein 1-like. The transcript is spliced from 5 exons. The record is from RefSeq and is a predicted model, not a curated record. Gene Ontology annotation, molecular function: chromatin binding; DNA binding. Bases 66 to 683 code for a protein of 205 amino acids. NCBI's taxonomy places the organism in Eukaryota, Metazoa, Chordata, Chondrichthyes, Rajiformes, Rajidae. Gene Ontology annotation, cellular component: nucleus. Gene Ontology annotation, biological process: regulation of DNA-templated transcription; chromatin organization.